GAUUGUUGUUAUUGAAUUAAAGUUUUAUAUAUUAAAAAGACCGGGAUUUUGCUUUAAAUUAAUUCUUUUUCUCUUUUUUUAAUUCAAUUAAUAAAUGUAAUAUAAAAUAUAUAUAGCUUUUUAUAAACAUGUACGUAUACUAACGUGUAUAUUGUAGCUAAUAUUAUGUAAUGUAUAGCAGCUGUGCUAUAAAAUAUACAAAAAAAAUAUUAAUCUAUUUUUAUACAAAAAUAGUAUUUCAUAAUUAAAUUAAUAAUUGAAAAUAACAAUAAAUAUAUACAUAUGUGUGUACAUAUAUGUACAUAUGAGUGUAGAUAAUUUAACAAAAGUGCAAUUCAAAUAAUGUCAAACAACUAUGUAAGAGGAAAUGUUAGCUCUUAUGAAAUUGGGAAAAAACCUUACAGUCCAGAUGUGGAAAGGGGAAAAUGGUUAUCAAAAUGGGAUUUUUUAUUUGCUAGCUUGGGACAUGCUUUCGAAACAAGAAAUUUUCAAAUAUAUCCUUUUUUCAUGAUAACACAUGGUGGAUUUCUUGGUUUCUUUCCGUAUAUGCUGUCACUUUUAUUAUUCUCAAUUCCAAUAUUUUUUGUACAGUCGUUUCUGGGGCAGUUUUCAAGCACUGGUUCUUUAAGUGUUUUUCGAGUUUCACCACUUUUUAAAGGGCUGGGAUAUAGUAUAUUAUUAGUGAAUUUAAUAACAUCAAGUUAUUAUACAAUGAUAACAUCGAUUCCACUUAUAUAUAUAAUAAGUUCCUUUCAUCCAACAAUACCAUGGAUGUCAUGCGAAAAUACAGUUCAUAAUUGUACCACUAACUAUCAUUUUGAAGACGAUAAUGAAGUAUGGAAUCCUUUUAAAUUUUUAUGGCAACCUACCGAAAACAAAUUGUUACCAGCUAAAUCUUAUUUUUCGUGGGUAACUCAUGCGAGUAAAGAUUUCACAUUUUCAAUAUCAUGGCAAAUUGCUUUAGCUAAUGUAUUUGUGUGGAUUCUUAUUGGUGUCAUUGUUGUCAAAGGAAUAGAAUUUAUUGGAAAAGUUAUACGUUAUGCAGUAGUAACACUCUUAAUAUUUUUAACAAUAAUUUUCAUGCGUUUAUUAUUUACCGAUGGCGUUUGGACUGGUAUUUUAUUAUUUUUUACACCAAAAUUUCCAGAUUUAAUUAUGUGGAUGAUUGGACCAAUGGUAGCACUAACAACAUUUGGCUCCGGCUGGGGUAUAACAUUAACUUUGGCCAGUUAUAAUCAUUUUCAUGAAGAUAUCGAAAAAUAUUCAAUAAUUAUUAAUUUUGGCCAUAUGAUAUUGUUAAUGAUUGGUGGAAUAAUUUCAUCUAUUAUAAAUUCUUCUAUAACCGCCGAAAAAAGUUUAUUAUUACAUUUAUUUAGAAAUAAUCCAAUUGGUUAUGUGUAUAUAGUUAACGCAUAUUUUUUUGGUACCUUAGAACUGCCAAAUUUUUGGUGUUUUCUUUUUUUUGCAAUGGUGUUUUGUUGUGAAUUUGUAACUUGUAUUUUACAAGUUCUUACAAUUACUACAGCUAUUUUUGAUGAAUUCGAACCAAUAAGAAUAUAUAAAAAAGAGUUUACAUUUGCAUUAGUAGGAUUAUUGGCACUAGGAUCUGCAAUUUUUUGUUUGAGCGUGGGAUUGCAUUUAGCUGCUUCACUAAUGAGUUCAGCUGGUAUUUUUACAUAUUUCAUUUGUUUUACGGAAUUAAUGAUUGUAUCAUGGAUUUAUGGAAAAGAUAAAUUUUUCAAAGACAUUGAAUUUUUAUUGAUGAAACCAUAUGCAAAAUGGAAAUUUAUUGUUUUACGAUAUGUAACACCUACAAUUCUUUUAUACACACUUGCUUUAAUAAUUAUGUUCAUUUGGUUUACUGUUAAAUUUAAAGAAGAUGAGCCGUUAUUAUAUCUACCAAACUUAAUUAUAAGUGUUAUAACAAUUAUAAUGUUUCUAAUAUAUUUGGGAUAUAAAAUAAAAGAUGGUAGUGGUAAUAAUAUAUUAGAGAAAUUUCAGUUUUUAAGUCGAUCAAUCGAUUGGUAUCCAGUUGAUCCUGAUGUUCGUAGUCAAUAUGAAUUGAAUGUUAAUAAAAAUGUUGAAAUUGGUCAUAGACUUUUAUCCGAUAGUCAACACAAUUUACAAGAAAAUGAUUUUGAAGAUAAUAAUGUUGCAGCUAAUAUUAAUAAUUAAUAAAUUUAAUUUUUUUUUAAUUAA
Condylostylus longicornis is the source of this 2199-nucleotide messenger RNA. RefSeq names its product sodium-dependent proline transporter-like. Gene Ontology annotation, biological process: sodium ion transmembrane transport. The transcript has 8 exons. The coding region runs from base 343 to 2175 and encodes 610 amino acids. The record is from RefSeq and is a predicted model, not a curated record. Lineage: Eukaryota; Metazoa; Arthropoda; Insecta; Diptera; Dolichopodidae. Gene Ontology annotation, cellular component: membrane.